This is a messenger RNA of Cyprinodon tularosa, 3619 nucleotides long. It is a transcript of the gene tango6, whose product is annotated as transport and golgi organization 6 homolog (Drosophila). The coding region runs from base 131 to 3256 and encodes 1041 amino acids. Gene Ontology annotation, biological process: protein secretion. Lineage: Eukaryota; Metazoa; Chordata; Actinopteri; Cyprinodontiformes; Cyprinodontidae. Gene Ontology annotation, molecular function: protein binding. The record is from RefSeq and is a predicted model, not a curated record. The transcript is spliced from 18 exons.
ACGUCUACGUCAGUUUCUGCGACCAUAUGCUUACUUUUAGCGGAUACAACGUGGAGAAGAGGGGGUUUCUAUGUGAAAGAGACCCCAGGUGAGAGUUGCAGUGGUGGUGGGAUGAAGGUGGAGGUCUGAGAUGACCUCCGAGAUCCUCUCCGCCAUAAACAUCCUGACCAAACCUCUGGGCGAGGCGUCUGCACAGACUUCACAGCAGGAGGCCCUAAAUGUGGCUCUCGGGGCCAACAGGGCCCUUCUUCUGGAGCGCCUUCAGAGCGACGGCGGCCUGCAACGGGCGGGGCGGCUCAGGGAGGAGGUGAAGGCAGCAGCCGACUGGUUCAGCAGCGACACAGAAGACGUCACCUGGAUUUUUGUUCAGGAGUGUCUCCUCCUCCUCCUCACCUUAACCCAGCAUCUGACAGAUGAGCUGAAGCGCUUCAAGGGGGCUCCGCCACCUCCUGCAGGAAAAGUCCGUACACCUGAAAUGGCCCCGCCUCUCCCCCCCGACGUCCUUAGCGUCUCCCAGCAGAAGACGGUCAGCUCCGCCCUGCAGUUUGUGGUCUCUCUGGGGCUCUGUCCGUACCUGUCCACAGGGGUCGGCGUCCCACUUGGCCGCAGGUCGGCGUUCGGUGCUGUGGUGGAAGAACUGAUCCAGAAGGAGGCUCCGCCUCCUGUGGGACAUCGUUUGCUGACCACAACCAGAGUCCUGCUGCAGGUGGCGGAGCUGGCAACCCUGGCCACGCUGGUGUUCAGCAGACAUCUGGGGGACGUCAUGGCAGCGCUGUGCCAGCUGGGCUAUGAGCCGCAGCGAGAGGACGACCAGCCACUUGGCACAGAUGUGCGUCAAUGGUGUAAAGAGGCCCUCAGGAGCCUCCUUGGAAAAGUCUACCAGCCAAUGGUUGUCAAGGAGCUGCUGAUCCUUCAAGGUGGACCUAAACAGUCGGAUCCAGCUGAGGGCUCCAUCGGACCUGGCAGCAGUAGAGCCUCUCGGGGUUCUGCUCCGGCUUGGCUGAGGCGCCUCUGCGGUCAGCUGCUGUCAGAGCGUCUGAUGCAGCCUAAUGGUGUUCAGGCAGUCGUCAGAGCCAUCCUGGAAGGCGGAACGGGGGGCGACUCGGACUGGAGAAGAAGUGAUGCAGUUGCUCGGAUCCUGGUGGCCUGCCCCCAGCAGUCGGCUUCAGCAGAUGGCUACUUCAGCCUGGUCUGUCCUCAGAUUCUUGACCUCCUGCACUUCCGAGACAAGCUGACGGCCCAGCAGUUCCAGCGAGUUGCCACCAGAGCGGCGCUCUUGAUGGUGCAGGAAAGGCCCGGCUUUGCUCAGCAGUACCUUCUCACCCCACUGCUGGCUCCUCUGCAGAGGUGCAUCACUGCCUCUGUUGAAGAGCACCCACAGGUCGCUGUAGAGGAGUAUGAGCUCACCUGCUGUUUGGAGGACGUAUACAAGGUCUGGGUGGUUGGAAACGCUUCAACUUCGACUCUCCUGUCAGCGCUCAAAGAAGUUGUUGCCGUCAUCUUCACGCUAUUCUGUUUCACCAAACAGAACGUCUCUCAUCUGCGCACCACCUGCCAGGACAUUUUGCUUUGGUUCCUGAACCAGUCGGAGAAAUCUGCUGCUCUGUCGUCUAUGAGGCAGCUUUCCGGCCUCCGAGAGUGUAAGAAUGAUGUGGCGGUGGGGUUCCAGUUCAGGGCGGGCGCUGAUGGAGGCGUAAGGCUCAACUGCAAACAGACCUGCAGUGAUGAGGAUGAAGAGCUGUACGAGAAGCUGUCCAGUGAGCAGUGGAGGCUGGAGUGUCUGAUGCACCUGCUGGCUCAGCUCAAGGACUCAGACCUGCCUGGGGAUUUCUUCCUGGAACUGCUGCAGGAGCUGACCAGUUGGGCUGCGACAGCCGAUAAAGAGGUGAAGCAUGAGGAUGAGGUGGAAGUGGCAGCCAUGACGCUGUUGAAGAUGGAGCAGCAGCUGCUGGGUGGAGCAGAGAGACAAGCUGAGAAGCUGGCGCUUCUUCAGGUGCUGGCUGUGAUGGUGGACUGCCUGCAGCAUGAUCAGCUGCUGAGGAAGACCUCACAGGUUGUGGACUUCAUGGCGUCCUUGCUCCAGAGAGCCUGUGUUGGCCUGAAAGGGCCCUCAGGAGCAAGUGUUAGGAACCCAGUGGAGAGUCAGACUCUGAGCAUGGGGAUGGGCCUGUUGGCAACUCUGCUGUCUGCACCUCAGGUCAGCCCAGAGGACUACUCCUGCAUGCAGCGCCUGCUCACACCUCUGGAGGCGCUGUCUCAGCAGCAUCCUGAUGUCGUCAUUCAGGAUCUGGCGUCCAACCUCAGAGUUGUCAUUGCCACUCAUGGCGCCUACAGGCCUGAAAACCUUGCAGAUGUUGCUGGUCCGGACAGAAAUGACAGCAGGUCCCAACAGGCCCCACAGCAUCACUGUCCUACAGAUGGGGGAGGGGCAUCCAGCUCAAGCCAGGCAGAUCCUAACGACAAACCUCUGUCUGACUGGAUGCUAGAGGCGUGUGACCCUGAUGUGCCCACCCGAGCCGUUGCCCUGAGAGUCAUGACUCAGAUGGUGCGACGCAGAGACCCAGAGGCCUUCCAGGCUCAGGAGAAGAUCCUCACGCUCUUCCUGGAAAACCUGGAGCAUGAAGACUCAUUUGUCUACCUGUCAGCCAUUCAAGGUCUGGCUGUUGUCGUGGAUUCCUACCCCGGUCGGAUCCUUGAGAGGCUUCUGAAAGAUUUUCAGCAUGGCCCGUCGCUCCCGUCGUCAAACAAGGAGAGCUCUCUGGAGACUCGGCUGAAGGUGGGGGAGGUCCUGAUGCGGGCGAGUAGAGCCAUGGGGGAACUGACGCCACACCUGGGACGUCCUCUGGUGAGCGUCUUCCUGCAGGGAACCCGGGAUCCGGACCAGAGUGUCCGAGCCAGCAGCCUGUCCAAUCUGGGGGAGCUCUGCCAGAGACUGGACUACUCACUGGGACCGCUGGCACAAGAGCUUAGCUCCUGUCUGACCGCUCUGAUAAAAACAGACAAGGAGGCCGAGGUGAGGAGAGCCGCUGUCCACGUUGUUGCUCAGCUGCUCCGAGGCCUCAGUGAUAAAACCACCCAGGUUCUCAGCGAUGUUCUCCUGGACCUGUACCGGGCCCUGAAGUGGGUGGCUCAUUCAGACCCAGAUGAGGUGGCUGUGCUCCAGGCCCAGCUGGCUCUGGAGGAGCUGGACGAGGUGAUGAGGAGGUUCAUCUUCCCAGAGCAGAAGCUGGAGAAAAAGAUUGUCGUCCUGCCAUAAAGGUUUGAGGAGUACAACCAGCAAAUGGAAGCAGAAAUAUUCAGCAUCAAGAAAGAAGCGACGGCACAAGAGGCUGGUCUCCUUCAGCACGCAGCUCUGGGUCAAUUGGUACCAAUAAAUGAUAAUAAUAUUGGAGCUAUAAAACAAACCACUUUGAGCUGAUUAAACCAUGAUGUAAAGACUUUGAACCAACGUGGUUUAGCAUUUUGAACAGUUGUUGAGAUAAAUGCUCUUUUAGGUAAUAAAAUUUGAUUGGCUGUUUUUUAUGUGUGAAUAAAACUUUGCUAUGCUCUAUAUUCCCGUUUAUUUUCAUUUUUGAUUCAUUUUUAAACAACCCCUGAAUAAACCAACCUGACUCUGUUA